AUGGCCACCUUGAAGAAGACUAUGUUUGAGGAAGUCAGGUUUGCAGAUGCAAAGAGCGUCCUUGAUUCGAGGACCCUGGGCUACAACCAGAUCCGGCUCUUGCCGAAAGGGAGGAACUUGCGCCCCAUUAUGAAUCUUCGAAGAAGAGUCAUGGCGAAGCGCGGCCCGAAAACACUGGGGCCCAGUAUCAAUACCAUACUGAAGCCUGUUCAUACGUUUCUGAAGCUGGAAGGAGCGCGCAACCCUGAAAAACUCGGGUCCACCUUGUUUUCUGUCAACGACAUAUACACGAAGCUGAAGAGCUUCAAGGCCAGCUUAGGCCCCAAUCACCAACCACUAUACUUUGCAAAAGUAGAUGUGCAUGCUGCCUUUGACACCAUUCCCCAGGACGCCGUGGUACGACUUAUGGGCUCUGUGCCAAGUCAAGAACAAUAUGAGAUAGCGAAACAUGCAGAGGUGACACCUGGUGAGCGUUCCGUCGCAGAGGCGGCCAGGACGGUGACCAAGCCCUUGUGUCGAUGGUACGCCACAGCCCUGGGAGACGGCGAGUCGGCAAACUUCCCAGACCGGCUGGAGACCAAUCUCGGUACCGGCAAAAAGAACACGGUAUUCAUUGGCACAGCGGCGCGCAGGACGUACGAUGCCGCCAAUCUGCUCGGCCUCCUCGCCGAGCACGUUACGAGGAACCUGGUCAAGAUUGGGAAGAAGUACUACCGCCAAAAGGUUGGCAUCCCCCAGGGGUCCAUUUUAUCGUCCUUUCUAUGCAACUACUUCUAUGCAGAUCUCGAAGUCCGCUACCUGGGCUUCCUCAACGAUGGCUCCUCCGACAGUCUCCUGCUCAGGCUCGUUGACGACUUCCUCCUCAUUACGCUUGACAAGAGCAAGGCCGUACGGUUCGUCGAGACCAUGCACCGCGGCAUACCGGAAUACGGCGUCGAUGUGAACGCCAAUAAGACCAUGGUCAACUUCGACAUGGAGCUGCGGGAUGGGCCGAGUGAAGACGUCGCCGAUACCCUUACCGUCGAAUUUGGAAGAUGUCCGGGACAGAACUUCGAAAGAAAAGUCCUGAACACGUUCAAGAUCCAGUCGUACCAUAUGUUCUAUGAUACGGAGCAUAAUUUGACCAGCACAGUCCUCAUGACGCUUUACGGUGCCUUUUGCGAGACAGCUACCAAAAUGUGGGCAUAUGAGCCAUUGUGA
Molecule: messenger RNA, 1200 nt
Organism: Geosmithia morbida
Lineage: Eukaryota; Fungi; Ascomycota; Sordariomycetes; Hypocreales; Bionectriaceae
Product: telomerase reverse transcriptase
Exons: 5
Coding region: 1-1200 (399 amino acids)
Biological process (GO): telomere maintenance via telomerase
Cellular component (GO): telomerase catalytic core complex
Molecular function (GO): telomeric repeat DNA binding; telomerase RNA binding
Source: RefSeq, a predicted model, not a curated record